UGUCUCUGAUCUGAAGGGUGUCUUUCACCAUGGUGCCAUCAUUCUACUCAACACAAACUUCUGUCAAGCUCUGGCCCUUAGACCUAAUGGGAGCUGCAGUGGAGCAGGUCAGCAGCAGCAGGAGUCAUACUGGAAGGUGCAUAAAGUCAGCUCUGGAGUUUGUAUGUUUGAAAGUGUGAGAAAGCCAAGGAUGUAUCUGAAGAUCAAAGAUGAUCAGUGUGAUGGAAUGGGCACAGGUGAUGAGCACUGUCACUUCAAAAUCAAGAAGGACUUGGAAAGUGGAUCUGUAAGCCUAGAAUCAGUGAGAAAUAAAGGGAUAUAUGUUGGUCUCCUGCCAGAUGGCCAGACUAAGCCAGUUGUUAACACUGGAGAGAGAAACAUAUUUUUCUACCCACAGGUCAUCAAAUUUGGCCGGGAAGAGCCUAUGGGAACAUCUGCAGCACCCAAUCAAGAGAAGAAAGGCUUUGGAGAAUCUCAGCUUCAACAAGCAAAAUCCCAGAAGCCAAUAUCUGAAAAUCUUUCAAUUUUCCCACCCUCAAAGGAAAUGAGAAAUCCCCAAGGUGGUGAGUGUCCCCUUCCUUCAGAUGAUGAAUGGAAAGUGUCAGUGCUGACAGGAGAUGCAGGAACUGAAGCAAAUGUCAUUCUCUGGAUAUAUGGAGACAAAGGAGUAGCUGGACCAAUAACUCUUGGCAAGGACAACAGAAAGCAGCUGUUUCUUCCCAGGCAGGAGGAUGAAUUUCAGGUGAAAAUAAAAAGCACUGGGAACAUCUACAAGAUAAGAGUUGAACUCGAUGGCUUGCUGGAUGAACAAUCAGAGUGGAACUUACAGAGGGUGACACUGCAACAUCUAAAGAGCAAGGAAAGACUGGAUUUUCCAACAAACACAUGGCUGUCAAGGCAUCGUGAUGAGAGAGAUUUCACCUGUGAGCUUCCAGUAUUGGAAGCUGGAAAACCUCUCCACCCAAUUGUUUUAUAUCAUGUUUGCAUCUACACUGGUGACGUGGAGCAAGCUGGUACAGAUUCUGCAGUUUAUCUGUGCAUCUAUGGGAAAAGAGGAGAUUCUGGACUAAGGCUUCUGCACAAAUCUGGUACCCCAGUGGCAUUUCGGAGAGGAAUGGUCAGCGCUUUUGGAGUGGAAGCUGUGUCCCUUGGAAAGCUGCAGAAGGUGCUGUUGCGCUGCGAGGCUAAUGCCAAGUCCCAGCAUUGGUACUGUGACAAAGUCCUUGUUAGAGAAGCUGAGAGCAACUCGGAAUACGUUUUCAGUUGUGAAAGGUGGCUUCCAUUUAUGUCCCAAGGUGAAAUUCAUUCAGAAAUUGAGCUGUACCCUCGAGAAUUUCAAAUAAAUCAACAGCUGAAAAUGCAAGAAGCAGCAAAUGAAGGAGACUGGAAGAUUACUGUAGUCACUGGGGAUUUGGAAACAGCUGGCACAACAGCAACAGUAUCCCUUUAUGCUUAUGGAGAAAACAAAGCUUCUGGUCCUAUUAUUUUGGGAUCAGGGAAACACCAGCUGUUUAAUCCAAGCAGUGAAGAUACAUUUAAGGUUAAUCUUGGAGAUCUUGGGCAGCUGUACAAAAUCCGCAUCGGCCAUGACAACGCUGGAAGUGAUCCCAGCUGGUACUUGAAGCGACUCAGGCUUAAAAGAGCAGUCCCUCUUUCGGAUGAGAUCUGUCUGCCCAUGGAGUGUUGGCUUGCAGAAGACAAAGGUGAAGGUGAUACGUGGAAGGAAGUGGCGAUAAGGAGCCCUGGACUGGAGCUUUUGCCAAUGUUGGAGUAUGAGGUCCAUGUACAUACAGGUGCCAGAGUUGGUGCUGAAACAGAUUCUAACAUCUAUAUUAACCUCACUGGGACAAGAGGAGAUGCUGGCAAAAGGAAGCUCCAUAGAUCUAAGAAUAAUGCUAGAAAAUUUCAGCGUGGACAGACUGAUAUUUUCUGCAUAAAGGCUGUCUCACUGGGAGACUUGGAGAAAGUUCUGAUUAGCCAUGAUGGAGCUGGUCCAGGCAGUGGAUGGUUCCUGGAUAAGAUUGUCAUCAGAUAUAAAGAAGGAAAGGAAGUGCAGGAGGUUGUAUUUCCUUGUUAUAGGUGGUUAGGUGAAUCUCAAGAUGAUGGGAAAACUGAGAGGGAGCUACCUGCCAAAAGAGAUGGCAAUGCAAUGAAGGCAUUCCUUAGAGCACAACAGUGGAGAGUGCAGGUUAAAACAGAUGGAGAUUCCCCCCAGCCACGAGAGUGUAAAAGGACCCUUGUGAUUUAUGGCUCAAAGGGCAAAAGUGAUGAGCUUCUGUUUUCUGCCCCAAACCCAGGACAUGUGUGCUUUCUACCCAGAGCAAUGGAUGAAUUCACUGUUGAGACAAGAGAUCUGGGAGAUGUAUACAAGAUUCGGGUCAGCUGUGAUGAUGUGCCAGGCUUUGAGGGCUGGCAUUUGAAGUCAUUUCACUUAGAAGAGCUACACACAAAACAGGAACUGAACUUUGACUGCAACUGCUGGCUUGCUCUUAACAGAGAAGACAAGGAGCUGGUGAAAGAAUUCCCUGCAGUUAAUGAGGGCCAGAAAACUUUACCAGUCUUUAAAUACCUUGUCUCUGUUCACACUGGUGACUGCUGGGGAGCAGAAACCUUUGCAAAUGUUUAUAUCAAUCUCUAUGGCAGAAGAGGGGACACAGGUGUGAGGAAACUUCAGACAUCUUUAGCAGGAGGAAGAAGAUUUCAAAGGAAUAAGGUGGAUUCAUUUUUGGUGGAAGCUGUUUCUCUGAGUCAUCUGCAGAAAGUGGUCAUAGGACAUGAUGGAGAAGGCUAUGGAGCUGGGAUGUACCUCAAGAUGGUAACAGUCAAAGAAUCACAAGACUCAGACAAAGAAUGGGUCUUCCCAUUGUGGAACUGGCUGGAUACACAUCUGGGAUUAUGUGAGACUGUUUGUGAGAUUGGGACAGUUGGUAGAAGAUUAACUUCUAGUCCUAAACAGCCUGAAAUGGACAGGAAGUCACCAGGAGUCUGGAUAAUGGACAUCACUGGAUCUGAUUUGAGCAAGGAAGAGGAUCCACUAUGCCUUUCUUUUAUCUUCUAUGGCAACCUGAGUCACAAAAAGUUGCCCAUUCAAGUUACAGGAAACACAAUUCAGCUCAAAGAUGAACUGGCAGAUAUUGGCUCACUAUCCAAAGUUCAGGUCACUGGCCCACAGAGCAAGCUGAAACAGCCAUGGCACUUGGAUUUACUGCAUCUGAAGCACACAGGCACAAAGGAAGAGAUGUAUCUAGCUUUUGACUGCUGGUUCAACCCUGAUGAGGACAAAUGUGUAGAACUGCCAGCUCUCUAUGCAGAUCAGGAGCCUCUGCCUGUUGUGGAGUAUGCAAUCCAUUUGCACACAGGAGACCUGAAGAAAGCAGAUGCCAGUGGUGAGGCUUAUCUUUGUAUAGAAGGAGAAAGGAGUGACUCAGGGAAACGAUGGCUUAACUCAAGAAACAGCCUGAUCACCUUUGCUCGAGGGCAGGUGGAUGUCUUCAAAAUCAAAGCAGUGCACCUUGGCAAGUUGAAUCGAGUUCUUGUUGGAUUUAAGAGCCUUAAAAAAGAUGAAUGGUUCCUAGAGAAAAUUGUUAUAAAAGAAGUCUUCUACCCUUUUUCUGCACAUGCUUUUGUUUACAAUGACUGGAUCAAGAAAUGCUCCAAGAAAGAGUUCAUAGAAGUGGCAAUUCCACUCAAAGAAACAUCUGUGGCAUCUCUUCUCACCAAAAAUGUUGAUACUAAAAGCAGAGGACGGUGGCAAACAUGGAUACACUGUACACAACUACCAGAUGAUGGUCCUGAUAUUGAAAUUGUUGUAUUUGGAAGAAAAGGGAAAUCACCUGCACAGAAAGUUCAGAAUCUGGAUGAUAAGCCAUUUCUGCUGACUGUUGGCGAUAUUGGAGAUAUAACAAAAGUUUCCUUUGUGCUCUCUGGUCCAUGCUUGAGAAGAGGAAUUAAACUUCACAAGCUGCACUUAAAAGACCUGGACACUAAACAAGAGUUGGGAUUUCACAUGGAAGCCCAAUAUCUGUUUGGAGAAGAUGGAUCUGAGACUGUGACAGAGCUGGCAGUGGUCGAGCCAGACAAACCACCACUCAGAGAAGUUCUCUACUUGAUCAGUGUUCAUACAGGAACCCUGCCUGCAUCAGGGACUGAUGCAGAUGUGUUUCUCACAGUAUUUGGAGAGCAAGGAGAUUCCUGCAAAAGGAGACUAAGGCAGUCAAGAUUUGAAAGAGGACAGGUUUGUGUCUCUGAAGUGAGAGCAGUAGACCUUGGACAGUUACAUAAAGUGCUUGUUGAGCACCAUAAUGUGGGCUUUGGAGCUGGAUGGUACCUGGACCAAAUUGUCAUCCAUGAGUCAGGCAAGACUGAUGGGCAAUACGCAUUUCUUUGCCAGCAGUGGUUAGACAGUGGAGUUGGUGAUGGACAGAUGGAACGGAUGCUGAAACUUCUUGGGAAAGUCAGGAAUGAGAAGUUGACAGGGAAGAUUUCUGGGACUUGGGAUGUCCUUGUCACAACUACUACUACUGCUUGCACUUCCAUGAAUCCUAAAAUGUCUCUGACUGUAUGUGAUGUAAAAGGUGCCUGUACUUCAGUCAUUUUCCCCAAAGGAUCUCUUAACAAAACCCAGGUUUUUGAGACUUCAAUUGAACUGAAUAAGAAAUUCACUACUGUAUUCAAAGUUCGCCUGGAAAUUGAAGAAGCUGAAGAAGGAGAGACUUGGCAUUGUCGGGAGGUAAAGCUUCAACACAGAGAGAGUAAAAACGUCCUAGAAUUCCCCUUUUGGCACAAGUUUGCAGAUGAAGAAGGAGGAAGAGUGGCUGAGCUUCCAGUUCUCACAGCUGGCUCUCCUUUUCCAGCAGUGAAAAGCUAUGUUCUCUAUAUCACUACGGGAGCAACCCCUGGGUCAGGAACAGAUGCUGAUGUGUAUGUCAAGCUGCAAGGUCUUUUUGGAGAUACUGGCAGAAGAAAGUUAAUUAGAAAAGGAGGUGACAAUUUUACUAAAGGAAAGGUGGAUGUUUUUCAAGUGGAAGCAGUAGAUGUUGGGACCCUGCAAAGGAUGGUGGUUGAAAAAGGGAAAGGUUCUGACUGGUUUCUGGAGAAGGUCGUUGUGAAGGAGUCAGCAAUUGCCAGGACAGAAACAUUGUUUAUGGCUCAAACGUGGCUAAAAGACAGACGUGAUGGAAAAAGUUCUGCCUCAACAACUCUGAAUGCCACAGAAAUUCAGGAGAGGAGAAGCACUUCUGCCUGGCCUUUAGGAGAAGAGCAAAUGAAUUCAGAAGGCAGAUGGAGGAUUUAUUUCACAAAGCAUCAAGAAGAAACAAAAGCAGACUUUGAAGAGUUGUCAGAAAAUGUAUCCAAGUUGGUUAUGGUUUUUUAUGGAAGCAACGGCAAGUCCAAUCUGGUUUCCAUGGAAAACAAAGUGGAACAUCAGGCUAAGAACCAAAUAACACAUGAUAUACAUUUACCAUCUGAUUUGGGAAUGCUGUAUAAAGUGAGGCUUGGUCUGCAGAGUUUGGAAAGCAGCACAUCCCAGUUGCCUCUUUGUCACUUGAAAAUGCAGAACACAUCAACUCUGGAUACCUUUAGUCUCACCAUAAAUAAAACACUUCCUCUUUCUCUUAAUGGAGACAGAUGGGUUGAAUUCCCUGUUGAGUGGCCAUUAAAAGAAGCACUUUCUGUGGUUACAUAUCACCUAACGGUGUUUUCUAGAAAUAUUUUGAGUGAGAGAAAUUUAGUGCAUAUGACUGCAUGUAUCUAUGGUGCUCACGGUGACACAGGGGACAGAUCUCUUCUCUGCUCGUUGCAGAAUGUCCAGCAAGAAGAGGACAAUGAGUCAUUUCUAGUUGUGGUGGAAGCUGUGGAACUGGGAGAACUGGGCAAAGUUGUUCUUUUGAUCAGCAGUAAAACAGACUGCAAGCUGGACAUUAAAAAACUGCAUGUGAAAGAAGCUCUGAAGGAACAUCCUAUCUAUGUGUUUGAAGUGAAUGAAGCAUUUUCUGUGGAGGCAAACAAUCCAGAAAUACAGAAAGAAAUCUCAGUGUCUUUUGUCAUUAGAGGAGACAAACAAAAGAAUGAUCCUGAUAACAACUUACUUAGAGAAGGAGGUCAAGCAGGAAACCUGACAGAGUAUACUAUUAAAGUAUACACAGGUGACAAAAGGGGAUCAGGCACUGAUGCCAAUGUGCAUAUUAUUUUGUUUGGGAAUGAGGACAAAUCUGAGGUAUUUCAACUCUCUCAGUCACUGGAGCAUCAUGACCCCUUUGAACGAGGAAAGGUUGAUACAUUCAAGGUCAAGACAAAGAAAUUAGGCAGCCUCCGCUCAAUCGAAAUCGGUCACGACGGGAAAGGAUUUGCAAGUGGCUGGUUCCUGGAGAAAGUAGAAAUCACAGACACAUCGAGGAAUUCACAGUAUUGCUUCAGCUGUAACAGGUGGCUUGCUGAGGACGAAAGCGAUGGUCGCACCGCAGUGCAACUUUACCCACAGCAGCCUGAUUUCUGAUGCUUUCUGUGUUUGCCACUUCUCCAAAUUCAUGCAGAUUUGAUUUACUUGUAUUUUAUAAUUCUGGAGGUAUUGUAAUUACUCUGAAGGAAUGUCAAAACAAUGCAUUAAAAGCAUCAGAGUAAAUUAAACAUGUCUAAUGUGAACGCCGCCUUCCAAUCCUAUUAGAGCUGCUCAAGAACUUUGCCUGACUGAAAUGUAGAAAGCAGAAAUUUCCAUCUGCAGCAUGGCUCUGUGGACUUGAGCUGAGCAUUCACAAUGGCAGGCAUAUGCAGUCAUGUACUCAAACAGGUUUGUUUCAGUAAUAAUUCGUGGGUAAGUAAAAUUUAGGUCUUUGGUCAAAUCUGUCAAUAUUUAUUAAUUGGAUAAAUCUGUUUGGAUGUCAAUAUUUAGUCAAGUUUAGAUUUUCUUGAAGGAAAUUCCCAAACAAACUGCACAACUCUUCAGCUUUACCCAUUUAUUGCUUCCUUUUUCUAUGAGACCAUAACAGAGUAAUAAAGAAUUUGUUAUUCAGGAGUUCA
This is a messenger RNA of Pogoniulus pusillus (Red-fronted tinkerbird), 7017 nucleotides long. RefSeq names its product RP1 axonemal microtubule associated (gene RP1). Bases 164 to 6496 code for a protein of 2110 amino acids. Gene Ontology annotation, molecular function: protein binding. The record is from RefSeq and is a predicted model, not a curated record. The transcript has 45 exons. NCBI's taxonomy places the organism in Eukaryota, Metazoa, Chordata, Aves, Piciformes, Lybiidae.